CUUGGGGCGCUCGGGAGCUGGCGUCAGUCACGUCACGGUUCCCGUUGGACACGGUGUGUGGUGUUUGAGAAGGUCAGUUAUUUGGUCGAUGAGCCAUGUGGAACGGUGCACUGAUCGCGAUCGUGGUGUUGGCGAUACUGUACUGCAUUUGGGACGCCCGAAAGCCUAAGCGAUUCCCACCCGGACCCAUCUGGCUUCCAUUGAUCGGGAGUGGUUUGGUGGUGUUGCAGCUGGUCCGUUCCCUGCAAUACUUUCACCUGAUGUGUAUAGCACUCUGCCAGCGGUACGGCCCGAUUGUUGGCGUUCGGUUCGGACAGGAUCGUAUCGUUGUUGUGUCGGGACGGGAAGCAAUCCGUGCGAUGUACGCAAAGGAACAGUUUGACGGCCGCCCGGAUGGUUACUUCUUUCGGAUGCGUUCGUUCGGCCAGCGGCUUGGGGUGGCCCUUACCGAUGGUCCAAGCUGGGAGGUACAGCGUAAGUUUGCCGUGCGUACCAUGAAACAGCUCGGCAUGGGACGGAACGAGUUUCAGCGAGUGAUCGAGCGGGAAGUGGUGGAGUUGGUUGAGGCUUUCCGGAGACGGGCGGCCGCCGGCGAAACGUUUCCGAUGAGCAGCUCCAUGGAUGUGGCGUUACUGAAUGUGCUGUGGGUGUUGCUGGCGGGCCAACGGUUCGAGCUGGAGAACGAACGGUUGGGUUGGCUAGCUGACACGAUUCAUCAGACGUUCCACGUGAUCGACGUAUCGGGUGGAACGUUAAACAGGUUUCCUUGGUUGCGAUUUGUCUGCCCGGAAAGCUCCGGGUACGGCCCGAUGCUGAGGUUACUGAAGCCCCUCUGGGGGUUUCUUGAGGAAACGAUUGAAGCAAUCAGGAAGAACCCGCACUGUCCCAAUCGACGCGACAGUCUCAUCUCGGCCUUCCUGGUGGAAAUGUCCCGUGCGGAGCAUCACGUUUCGUUCACCGAUUCGCAGCUCGUCAGCCUGUGUCUGGAUCUGUUUCAGGCCAGUAUUGAGACGAUCAGCAGUGUGCUUGGAUUCGCGUUCCUGUACAUGCUCCACUAUCCGGAUGUGAUGCGCAGGGUACAGCAGGAGCUGGCGGCCGUCGUUGGACCCGAACGACUUCCAACGGCUAACGAUAGACCGCAGCUACCGUACACUGAAGCGGUCAUCCUGGAGGUAGAACGUAUAGCGACUAUCGUCCCGGGUGGGCUCGUUCAUCGAGCAAUGGAAGAUGUGGAGCUGUGUGGAUAUCAAAUUCCAAAAGAUGCCAUCGUACUGCCGCUGCUGUACUCGCUGCAGAUGGAUGCAAAGUAUUGGACCGAUCCGGGCGUAUUUCGGCCGGACCGAUUUCUCACCGCGGAAGGUGAUCGAGUGGUGCAGCACGAUCUUUUCAUACCGUUCGGUGCGGGCCGGCGACGCUGUCUCGGGGAAGCACUUGCCAAACCGGCCGUGUUUCUGUUCUUUAGUGCCAUUCUGCACAGCUUUACGAUCGAGUGUGCAGACAAGGAGCUACCCUCGUUGAGGGGCGUGGACGGUAUAACGCUAUCACCACAGCCGUACACGCUCCGGUUGCUGGAUCGGUUGAGUAGGUAGAGGUGGCCGACGGUCGAAGGAAUAGUGUUUAAGCAUUACAUUAAAGCAGCAGUAGAUGAAAUUGAAGCCUAUCCUCGUGAGACAAUGCUGUUAAAAAUAAAGCCAAAAUCAAGUAUUGCAUACCUUCAGGCUCAGGUGAGGAAACAUCGCAUGACGUAUGGUUCCAAGCUAUUACAUCUUUAGCAUGUGUCGCAGGAAGGUUUAGAGGCCGCUUACUUUUGCUCAGAGCUCUUGUCGUUGUUAACUGUUACAAACAAAUGUGCAAUUCUGUAAAUUCAUUGGUGCAAGUGAGGCA
This is a messenger RNA of Anopheles stephensi (Asian malaria mosquito), 1884 nucleotides long. Its product is annotated as methyl farnesoate epoxidase-like. The record is from RefSeq and is a predicted model, not a curated record. Gene Ontology annotation, molecular function: heme binding; oxidoreductase activity, acting on paired donors, with incorporation or reduction of molecular oxygen, reduced flavin or flavoprotein as one donor, and incorporation of one atom of oxygen; iron ion binding. Bases 96 to 1589 code for a protein of 497 amino acids. Gene Ontology annotation, biological process: xenobiotic metabolic process. Gene Ontology annotation, cellular component: cytoplasm; intracellular membrane-bounded organelle. Lineage: Eukaryota; Metazoa; Arthropoda; Insecta; Diptera; Culicidae. The transcript has 3 exons.